AUGCGUUCUGUCGUUCUUUUCCGUGUGGCUUUGGGCCUAUUGGCCGUUGACUUUGUGGGUGCGAGCCCCUGCAAGCCCAUCUCAACCGCGACUCCAGAUGCACCUACUGAGACAUCGUUGGUCUCAUCAAUUGAAUCCGCAACAACCAUCGAAACUGCAACAUCGGUUGCUUCCGCCACUUCCACUGCUACCACUGAUUCAUCGGCCGAGACAAGUGAAUCGUCAAUCGUCCUCGAAACAUCCAGCACCAUCGAGGCUAUCAUCAUCACCACCACGGCUGCCCCAACGACCGAGACGACAUCAGCUGCGCCCAUACCUACUUUCACCGUCCUUGCUACCGGCCAGGGUCCCAUGGCGGGCAGAGGUCUACAGACGUACCCAUACGAUACCGCCAUGGCCGCGUUUGAUGCAGCUCCUGGUGGCGAUCCCGCUAUGAAUGCACAGGUCUCGCCUUUCACCAUCGACUCGCAAGGUAGACUUGUCACCGGACUGGGCCUUUUUCUCUGCGGACUCUACAGUCCGACGAAUUUCUUGCUCGACGCCCCUGCCGUUGUGACAACUUGUAAUGAUGAGACACCGCUGCGGCGAGUUUUUCUGAAUUGCAAGCUGAGCACUGAGCUCAAGGUCCAGUGUUCAAUCCCAGCCGUCUCGUGUGUGUCUACGGGUCCUGCUCCGUGGGAUUUUCCAGCUUGUCAGGCGGCUACUGGUACUUGGGGCGUACUUUCCACAGCCAUAAAGGGACCUGGCCAUGUCCUUCAUAUUGGAAACGACAAUACUCCUUCUUACUAUGACCGCCUUGAGCUGAGUGCUGAAAAGGUGUAAAGAACGUUGGAAAUCAUGCUACGAUUUCAAGACCGUAUGCUAUAUAUGGAUUCGAUUCUAGACCUACCAUUUUAGACACUUAAUUACUCAUAAUAGAAAUGUGACUUGGAAGUAAAUUAUCUCAAGUAGGAAGAUCUAUCAAAUUCUUUUUCAA
Messenger RNA from Fusarium graminearum PH-1, 976 nucleotides. RefSeq lists its product as uncharacterized. The transcript is spliced from 2 exons. NCBI's taxonomy places the organism in Eukaryota, Fungi, Ascomycota, Sordariomycetes, Hypocreales, Nectriaceae. Bases 1 to 822 code for a protein of 273 amino acids. The record is from RefSeq and is a predicted model, not a curated record.